Aspergillus nidulans FGSC A4 is the source of this 912-nucleotide messenger RNA. Its product is annotated as putative urea hydro-lyase/cyanamide hydratase. Gene Ontology annotation, biological process: cyanamide metabolic process. NCBI's taxonomy places the organism in Eukaryota, Fungi, Ascomycota, Eurotiomycetes, Eurotiales, Aspergillaceae. The coding region runs from base 1 to 912 and encodes 303 amino acids. Gene Ontology annotation, molecular function: cyanamide hydratase activity. The transcript has 4 exons. The record is from RefSeq and is a predicted model, not a curated record.
AUGUCGAACUCAAUCGCAAAACAUGGCUUCGCCUCCGUCCCUGCGAACACCAACACGCUAUUCAGCGAGGUAGAUCUCAAGGCCAAAUCCUAUCCAAUCGCAGUCCCUGUUUCAGAGACUCCUAUACCUGACACUCCUCUCUGCCGCCGGAUCCAAGAGUGCGCCCGCACUCGCCUCCCUCAGCCCACAUACCACCACAGCCUCCGCGUCUACCACUACGGGCUCGCCAUAAAGCGCUACGCCUUUCCCGAUUGGUCUUUUAGUGAUGAGACUUAUUUCUUAGCGUGCAUGCUGCAUGAUAUUGGGACGACGCGCGAGAAUCUGCAUGCCACCAAACUGAGCUUUGAGUUCUAUGGUGGGUACCUCGCGCUCGAUGUGCUCCAGACGCAGUAUGAUGCGGGCGAUGCGAUCGCAUCAAAAGACCAGGCAGAGAGUAUAGCCGAGGCCAUCAUUCGGCAUCAAGACUUGAGGGAUGUUGGAAGUAUUACUGCGCUCGGCCAGUUGGUGCAACUGGCGACCAUCUUUGACAACGUCGGCGGCCAUGCAAGCUUGGUCCAUGACGAUACCGUCAAAGAUGUUGUUGAGCAUUACCCGCGGCUCAAAUGGAGCUCGUGUUUUGCUGCUACGGUGGCCGAGGAGGUGGAGUUGAAACCGUGGGCACAUACAACUGCUUUGGGCGACUUCAAGGGGCAUAUCCUCGCAAAUCCGUAUAAUAGCUUCUACCUACGGCAAUACGCGCACGAAUAUGCACGGCAGUUGUCGUUUUCAAAACUUUCCCGCAUGUCCUGUCAGAACUCUAUCCUAGACAAGGAGUUCUAUCAACGUCACCGAACUAGUGGCACACCCCUGCCAAAAUUCUUCACAUCGGCUGCAAAUGCGUCAGAUCGGGCUAUUUUUCAGGAGGGCCCGUAG